UUUCCCGGAAGGAUAGAGAUUACCGGAGCGCCCUUGUGAGCCUGCUCGCCCGGGAACCCGAGGCCACCCGGCGCUUCUCUUCUCGAAAGAGAUUUCCUCCUAGGCCACCUUCCAGUUUGGGGAGCCGAGUUAGGGGUUGGGGGAAGGAGGCCCAGCAGCCGCAGCCGGAGGAGCGCUCACGACGGACAGCCGGUGGCUCCCUCACCUCUCCACCUGUGAUGCAGGAGGGAGAGUUGGCCAGUUUUUCUGUGAGCCCCGAGGCAGCCACACCACCCCCAGGCACCCAGGCCAAAUGUGAAGCUGGAAUGGACUUGCUGGGUGAAGGGGGAAUCUGCAAGCUGCCAGGAAGACUCUGCAUCCAGCCGGCACUCUGGAGCAGGGAGGACGUGCUGCACUGGCUGCGUUGGGCCGAGCAGGAGUACUCGCUGCAGCGCACGGGGGAGCACGGCUUCGAGAUGAACGGCCGAGCCCUCUGCAUCCUCACCAAGGAUGACUUCCGGCUUCGUGCACCUGGUUCAGGUGACGUCCUGUAUGAGCUGCUUCAGUACAUCAAGACCCAGCGGCAAGCCCUGGUGUGUGGGCCCUUUUUCGGAGGGGCCUUCAGGCAGAAGAUGCCCCCUCAGCGCUGCCCCUGCCUCCUGGAAGAGGGGACUGGGCGACCUCAAUUGGCCCCCCGAACGGGUCUCCUGCAGCAGCCACCACACCUGGGGUUUGCCGGCUCCUUGAGCCAUCUGGCCAGGUGGCCCCUUGGCAGGGAGGACUCCCUCAACGUAUCUCACUGUUCAGAGCUCAGCUGCAGGGCUGAGGGAGCCUGCUCCUCCCCCAUGAUGCCGGAGGCUCCCAUUGAUGGCAGGAUCGCUGAUUGCCGGCUGCUGUGGGAUUAUGUGUACCAGCUGCUCUCUGACACCAGGUACGAGCCCUACAUCAGGUGGGAAGACAAGAACGCCAAGAUCUUCAGAGUUGUGGAUCCAAACGGGCUUGCCAGACUCUGGGGAAACCACAAGAACCGGGUGAACAUGACCUACGAGAAGAUGUCACGUGCCCUGCGACACUACUAUAAGCUGAACAUCAUCAAGAAAGAACCUGGGCAGAAGCUCCUGUUCAGAUUUCUGAAGACGCCCAGGAAGGUCGUCCAGGACAGGGAGCAACCAGAGAGCCCGGAGCAGGGCAGGUUGGAUUUCAACGAGGAGAUGCUGCAAGUCUCUCCCUGAGGGGCAGGUGGAUUCCGGGUACCAACCGAGUCUCCCGGGAAGGCACCUGGCCGCACGGUGGCCUCCUCCUCCCUCCCAGGGCAGCAGGGAUCCCCAGCAGGUUUUGCACUCAAGGGGUCACAGCUGUUGUCUCUGACCCCAAAGCUGCCUGGGCACCUGGGAGGCUGGGAACUGGGAAGCCUCACAUUUAGGGCGUGGUGGGGGGGCAUCAUUCUUCGGUAGGGCAGCCCUGGGGCUCAGUGGAGUGCAGGGAGUGAUCCCUCUCUCUGCCCUAGCCCUUGCUGCCUGCCCAGCUUGGGAGUGAGAGCAUCUAGCCCAAUUCCUUCAACUUACAGAAGAAGGAAGCGGAGACCCCUUACUGGACCUCAGUUUCCUCAUCUGUGAAAGGGACGAGCUCAUGACAACCUGACCUCAGGGGGCUGAUCCUGGCUGGGAAAAAGGAGUAUUGUUUUGUCAGUCUUAGUAAUAAUAAUGGUAACUGACGUUUAAGUGUUUACUAUGUGCCAGGCCUUGUGCUAAGGGUCCUUCCUAUAAUUUAUGUCAUUCAAUUCACACUCCAAACCCCUGAAGUUUAAAGAUGGGGAAAUGGCGGCAGAGGUUUGCAGAGCUGGGAUGUGUCUCCAAAACCCAGUGCUAUUACUUGGUUGGUUGGUUUGUUUUAGUGACUCUGAAUGUAUUGGGCACUUCUCAAGCAGAGGCCGUGGCCCUACCUCUCUGCCCUCAGCGUCUCUGCUGAACAGUUCAUUUCACUUGGCCCAACCUCCAUUUCCCGAGUUUUCGGAACUUUGGUGCCUCUGUGACAGUGACCGGGUGAAGAUCUCCACUCCCUCUCCACCUGUGGUUUCCUAUCGCCCGUUCCUGGACCUGCCGUGUGACCUUGGGCAAGUUGUUUCAUUUCUCUGGAGCCUCAGGCUUCUCAGCCACAAAAUGCAGAGGCUGGUCCUGCCCUGACCUCUCAGCAUUGCAGGAAAUCUUCCUAAGACAGCGUCUGUGACAUGCUUAGUGGGCACCUGCUCUGUAAGGAGUACGGAAUCCGUGUUAACCAAGAGGACUCUGCAAACCCAGAGCUGCUCUAAAGCAGGGAAAUGCCUCUGUGCUAUGGGUUCAGCUUCUCUCUGCUCCAUACCCCCCCCUUCCCCCUGCCUCGAGACUGGCUGGGGCCUCCCGAGGGGGUCAGAACCUCUCUGCCCGGCGACCCCUCCAGUAAGGUUUGGGGGAGAAAGGGGAGGGAGUGUUUUCACUUCGCUGAAAACAGAACUUCUUAUAGUCACAUCUUCUUUCUUGGAAGGAGGAAACCACUCCUGCCUCUCGCCCCCAGCAGGCCAGGAAAUCCCCCUUCUGGCUGAGCCUGAACUGGCUUUGAAUCACUGUGCAGAAGCUGAUAAGGAUUCUCAGACUUUGGCCCUCAGAACUGUGACCACUCUUGAGCGGGGCUUAUGUCCUGGCUUAGUCCCCCCCCCCCCCCCCCCCCCCCCCCCCCCCGCCCCGGCCGGGGCCCUCAACAGUUCCACACCAGAGGAGGCCGGGCAAGUGGCCUUGUCCAAAAGGUUCAGUAGGAAAAUCCUUGGCCGCUGUCAUCUUCCUUCAGACUGUUCCAUUUUCUUGACUUUGUUCCAGGAUGAACCCAUGCCCCAUAGCUUUUCUCAUCCUCUUUAACCCAGAACUACACAACUGGGCUGGGAAAGACUGUCACAGUCAGCGUGUCCAGACUCCUUUUAUUGAUAAGGCAACUGAGGCCAGGGAGGGGGACUGACCUGCUCAAGGACACACAGCCCAGCUCAGCCUGCUGACUCCUAAUGGGGUCUCAUAGGUUACUUCUUCCAGGGAACCCUUGGCAAUCGCCUGGGGAUGUGUUUGUUAAUGGUUGUUAACAGCUGCUUAUCCCAGUGAUUGUGUCUUCUUCACCCAGGGGGUGAUGAAUCUCACCCAGUGCUGGGACCACUGGGGCCUGGGUUGGGCAGAAGUCUACCACCCCAGAGGAGCCUGGAGCCCUGGCCUCUCCACUCAUUCCCGGGGAGGGGGAUCUCCACCCUUUCCCCAUCUCCCCAGGCGCUGGUCUGAGACAUACACCUCGGUGACAGGAAUGAAAGGAUUCAUUCAGCCCUUCCCUCCACCAGCAUCAAUGGAGCACUUGCUGUGUACCUGGCGUCAGGGGAGGCUCUGGGUUUACAUCCAGUUUUUACACAGUCGGAUUCUUGAAAAGUGAUGGGUCACUGGAACCAUGUCAGAAUGGACUUCCUCACAAAUGAUUUUACAGAGCAGGAAAUAUAUUCUCAUGAUUUGAAAAAGUAGCCAGCCAUGUCUGUCUUUUUCUUUUUCUUUUUUUGCCAGAUACUAUUAAAGUCAACAGUCGAUAAACAAUUUAUUUCAAAAGUGAGUGUGUUAAGAGGUUCAUUAAUGAAAUAAAUGACACCAGUCACUCUCUCCGUCCGGUCAAACCACUUACCGCACUAACCCAGGAGCUCAGGCUCCAUUGUUCUCCAUCUUCUCUGCUAUGUGGAUUCUUUUUCCCUCGCAAGGAAAUUCCACACCCCCCCCCCCCGGCUUUACUGAGGGAUGAUUGACAUGUAACAUGGUGUACGUUUGUGACGACAUCUAGCGCUUCCUUCAACCCUGGUGACUCUGCCGCACUUCGGGCUCCUCGACGCCGGUGACCCAUCAUCUCUCGCGGAGGAGCCUAGUGGCGACGACCUUUCUUGGCUUCUUCCUCUGGUCCCUCCCUGUGAGGUUAAUCCACAUUUUCUACCCAAGUGUUCUCUCUGAAGUUUUGUAGACAUGAACAGAAAACACGUACGUUUCCAGAGUGAGGUCUUCAUACCCCCAACUCUCCAGCAUCUGGCGGUGAAUGUGAAGGUGCUCCUGGCUCAGAAGGAGUCCGGUCCCCUCCUCUGUGCUGGCUUGCCCCCUCGUUGGGACUUCUGGACUCAGCUGCCACAGGGAUAGCUCCACGAGUUGGGGGAAGAGUUUAAAAAGUAUGUUGUUCUGGGGUCACGCGGG
This is a messenger RNA of Lynx canadensis (Canada lynx), 4208 nucleotides long. It is a transcript of the gene ETV7, whose product is annotated as ETS variant transcription factor 7. The transcript is spliced from 8 exons. Gene Ontology annotation, molecular function: sequence-specific DNA binding; DNA-binding transcription factor activity, RNA polymerase II-specific. Gene Ontology annotation, biological process: cell differentiation; regulation of transcription by RNA polymerase II. Gene Ontology annotation, cellular component: nucleus. The record is from RefSeq and is a predicted model, not a curated record. The coding region runs from base 219 to 1211 and encodes 330 amino acids. Lineage: Eukaryota; Metazoa; Chordata; Mammalia; Carnivora; Felidae.